Messenger RNA from Prorocentrum cordatum, 1146 nucleotides. The record is from the annotation of a GenBank genome assembly. Lineage: Eukaryota; Dinophyceae; Prorocentrales; Prorocentraceae.
AUGCUCUACGGCAACGGCUCGCGAGGCCUGAUCUACCACCUUAGCCAGGCAGCGUUCGGAGACCAGAGCCUGCUCGAAACCGCGGAGAGCGUGGCCAUGAGCCAGGCCGACCUGUGCAUCGACCUGAGGCUCACGACCGACGAGUACCGCGCCGCGUAUGCAGAGAUCUUCUUGGAGGUCGAGGCGUGGGUGGUCACGGUGCUCCUCGGCGUGGCGCUGGUGCUGGUGGUCACGGCCAUGUCGAACGCGAUUCACCAUUUCACCUGCUGUGGGCGAAGGAGGAAGUUCCGGCGCACGCGAUUUCCAACGUCUCCGUCACAGUGGGCGCGCUUGAUGAUCACGAUGGACAACCUGACAUAUUCAAAUUUCUUGUGGUUCUGGACUGCCUUCUUCUGGGUCGGUUUCAACUAUUACACGGUGUACGGGACAAAGUACUACCACUUCGAUCCCAUGGGUAUGGUGAUGUUCUCGUGGCUGCUCCAGGUGUUGAGCUGGUCCAUGAUUAUUGCCUCCAGCUCGCGGAACAACAAAGAUCAGGGAAUGCAGGCCAACGAGGUGUUCUUCCUGAGCCUCACAAACAUCUGGCGCACCACACAGAUGUUCUACAUCACGGCGCCACUGACGGUAUACUCCAUCGUCAUGGGAUUCUCCGAUUACUUCAAGAACAAGAUGCUUGGCGUCGAUAUCAGCUACUGGGUGGGUGGCGACAGAGGUGCAGUCUCGAAGUCCAUCACCCAGUGGUGGACGCUGCUGCUCGUCGCAGGCACGAUUGUGACUUGGACGCUGUUCGCCACGGGAUGGGUCGCCGUAGAUGUGGGUGCAGCGUUAAUCAUCACAUUCAUUGGCCUCGACGUGAUGCACCCCUGCGCGUUCUUAUGGCUGGGCACCGAGCUCGAGAAGCUGCCAACACCGCCCGCAAAGGGCUCGUGCCCAGCCUGGCGUCGUUGCAUCAAGAGAUGCUGCCGGCUUCUCGUCAGCUCCGCUUUCUACCGCAACAUCAUGCGGUCUCUCAUCUUCCACCCGAGGACCGCCAUGACCAUCAAGUGGAUUGGCCCCUUGCAGCAUGUGAUGAUGCCAAUCCUUACAUGGUUUUUCCCCGAGAUGGGCGUGAACCAGGCGCUGCUGCUGCUGGCCUCUGUCAAAUGA